AUUUGAUUUUUUGCCACCGAGUGACAUAUUUCUUUGUGAAAAAGUUAAUCAAAUUGCCAUCUUUUAUCGGGUCUGGUGACAAAUUCUCAAUUUUAUCGGGAAAUCAGAGAAAGAAAAAAACCGCAUUUGGUUUCACUUUUCCCCAACACAUGGGUGCCGAUGGCGGCAGCGGCGGCCGGAAGGGCUCGUCGCCGGCGAAACCAGUGGACGGCUGGGCGGCGAACUUGCUCGCCGGCCUCCCCUCCCGAGGCAACUUCUCCGAGAGCGACAUCGCGUCCAGCAUGGGAUGCCUCAAGGUUUAUCUCUGCCUGCACGACACGGCUCCUCCAGAGGGACAAGUUGUAAAGACGGACACAAACAAUAUUUUGAUCAGAGCUCUCCAAUUGAACAAACAGAAAAGUGAGACCAAAGAUGCAAGCUGUAAGACACCAGGAGAAAGCAGCAAGAGGAAAAGGAAUGCUGCAAGAAAUUUAGAUGGCAAGAAUCCAUCAAAAAGAUCCAACAUUGGUAGCUCUGCAGGGUCCUCUGCCCAUGAAGAAUCAUCAUCUGGUUUUUCUGAGCAGACGCUUCAGUCAUUUACAGUGGAAAAGUUGCGUUCUCUUCUAAAAGAGAGAGGCCUCUCACCAAGAGGCAAGAAGGAUGAAUUGAUUGCUCGCUUAAGAGAGGCCUCAGGUUGAUUUGAACUCCAAUCUUGUCGUUCUCGUGCCAACCACAUCUGGUUGGAUGUCGCUGAAUUCUGAAGAGCAGAGUGAAUAUCCUGCUAUUAGUAAUGCUAACUGUCUUGUUUAAACUUCCGGAGGUGUAGUGAUUUACUUCAGUACUUAUACUUGGACCGAGCUUACCUCAUGAGAUGUGAGAAGCUUUUGAUGUUUGUACUUCCAGCUGGUGAAAUUCCUGCUGCAGAUAGUGCAGAAAUGAGGAAUUGGCUGACAUUUUCAAAUGUACACCUCUUUGUGGAUCACUGUUGCAUUUUUACAAUUCGUAAUCUGGAAGACUGGAAACAUGAUUGGUGACUGAUUGGAAACAUGAUUAUUGACUGAUUGCAGUUAGAAAUUUAA
Molecule: messenger RNA, 1058 nt
Organism: Phragmites australis (common reed)
Lineage: Eukaryota; Viridiplantae; Streptophyta; Magnoliopsida; Poales; Poaceae
Exons: 6
Coding region: 150-677 (175 amino acids)
Biological process (GO): positive regulation of proteasomal ubiquitin-dependent protein catabolic process
Cellular component (GO): Cul4-RING E3 ubiquitin ligase complex
Source: RefSeq, a predicted model, not a curated record